Molecule: messenger RNA, 1335 nt
Organism: Arachis stenosperma
Lineage: Eukaryota; Viridiplantae; Streptophyta; Magnoliopsida; Fabales; Fabaceae
Exons: 2
Coding region: 1-1335 (444 amino acids)
Biological process (GO): telomere maintenance; DNA repair
Molecular function (GO): DNA helicase activity
Source: RefSeq, a predicted model, not a curated record
AUGGAGGAGGCGGUGGUGAGGCAGCAGACGCGACGGUGGCUGGGCGGCGAGUUCGGUGGUGAGGCUGAGAGUGAGAGAGGGUCGUUACAUAAGACGGCUCACUCCAUGUUUGGUAUUCCAAUUGAGUUGAAUGAAGACACUGUUUGUAGGAUUUCGAAAGAUAGUCCUAAAGCUGAUUUAAUCCGAUCUGCAGAGUUGAUUAUAUGGGAUGAGGCACCAAUGACAAAUAGAUUAGCAUUUGAAGCAUUAGAUAGAACAUUUCAUGAUAUAAUGUCACCAGUUUCUGAUUCUAAUAGAGAUGUUCCAUUUGGAGGAAAAAUUAUGAUACUUGGUGGAGAUUUUAGACAAGUAUUGCCUGUUAUUCCAAAAGCUUCACGUGCUGAGAUAAUUAUGGCUUCAAUUAAUUCUUCAGUUCUGUGGCGACAUUUUCAGGUGUUAACAUUAACAAGAAAUAUGAGGAUACAAGGGGGUGUCGAUGAAAGAAGUAUUGAACAGUUAAAAUCUUUUUCAGAUUGGAUUCUUCAGAUUGGAGAAGGACAAUGUGGAAUAACGGAGAAUGAUAAAAAUAUUGUUGAAAUUUCAUCUGACUUGAUUGUCCCUAUUAUUGGUGAUCCAGUUGCAAACAUUGUCAACAUAGUAUAUCCUAACAUUGUUAAAAAUUAUGGGAGUCAAACUUUCUUUCAAAAUAAGGCAAUCUUGGCUCCAACUGUUGAAGUUGUUGAGGAAAUUAACAAUUAUAUUGUUUCAAUAUUGCCAGGUGAAGAAAAAGAAUAUCUAAGUGCUGAUUCUAUUUGUGGUAGUAAUGCUUAUUGUGAUAUAGAUAUUGGUUGGAUAACUACUGAAUUCUUGAAUCAGAUAAAAUGUUCUGGUUUACUUAAUCAUUCAUUGAAGUUGAAAAAAGAUGUUCCUAUUAUCUUGUUGAGGAAUAUUGAUCCAGCUGGUGGUUUGUGUAAUGGAACUCGAUUAAUAGUUUGUGAUCUAGGAAGGAAUGUAAUUUCAGCUGAAAUUGUCUCUGGCAGUAAUAUUGGUGAUAGAGUCUACAUUCCUCGAAUGAAUUUAAUUCCAAGUGAUGCUAGCAUUCCUUUUAAAUUCCAACGAAGGCAGUUUCCUAUAAGUUUGUCGUUUGCAAUGACAAUUAAUAAAAGUCAAGGCCAGACAUUAUCAACUGUUGGUUUGUUCUUGCGACGUCCGGUCUUCUCUCAUGGUCAACUUUAUGUUGCUCUUUCUAGAGUUAGAAAUCGAAAUGAUCUUAAAAUUAUGUUAUGUAAUGAAGAUAUUGAUGAAACUUGUUGUACUGAAAAUGUUGUCUUUAAAGAAGUCUUUGAUAAAAUUUAA